UAAAUAAAAGCAUACGCCGACCAGUUCGCGCGACUCAGUUGUGUUGCGUUUGUUGUGCGGCGUAAAAUACGUAUCAAAGUUUAAGAGAGUUUGGUGUCUAUUUGUUGGUAUUAAUCAGAAGUUUAAGCAAUGUUUUCUAAGGGAUGUGGAAUACCAUUUGGUGGUGAAAUGCAGCGAACUGCUCCCGAUCCGAAAGACCAUCAAGAUGGUCACUACUCGAUCAUCGGCUCGAGAAUUCUUCGCCCAAAUUCCGUGUACUGUGUACAGGUGUCAACGUUCGAUACGAAGUCACCGGUUGCGUUCCGCAUAUCGAUCGUAGCCAAGGAGAAAAGCAUUAAAAGUGAAGAAAUUACCCUAACCGGCAAUGAGUCACGUCUGCUGCGCUUUACGAUUGACAGUAUUCCUGAGGAUGAGUACGAGCUGAUGGCGGAAGGUCUGUCCGGCUUGGUGUUCAAAACAAAGGCUCACAUAGAUUUCGAUAACAAAUUCUGCUCGGUGUUGAUACAGACUGAUAAGUCUGUGUACAAACCGGGCGAUACGGUUCGAUACCGUGUGCUGGUGCUGGAUCGCUACAUGAAGCCGCUACCGGUGGACGACGGUGGCAUGAUGGUGUACAUUCGCGACGGCAAGGGCAAUCGAGUCAAGCAGUGGAACGAUGCAUCGCUCGGCGAGUGCGGUGUGUUCCAGUCGGAACUCACACUGUCCACCGAGCCGGUACUGGGCGCGUGGGACAUCAAUGUUGAUGUGCUUGGAUUGAAACACACCAAAUCGUUCGAUGUGGACGAGUAUGUACUGCCGACGUACGAAGUAACGUUAGAAUCACCCGGCCACACGUUCCUAGAUGAUGAACUGCUUAAGCUGGUGAUAAACUCCAAGUACACCUACGGCAAACCGGUAGUCGGUGAGCUGACCGUGUCCAUCAAGGUGGGCCAGUCCAUGUGCUUCGGCCGUGGGCCAAACACUUCCAGCAUCUGUCAGAAGGUGGUACCGACCGAAGGCAGGACGGUGGUGGAGUUCAACCUGAAGGAGAUACUGCUCAACAAAAUGUACAUCCGCGAGCUCCAGAUCGAGGCGGAGGUGUGUGAAGCCUUAACGGGGCGCACCCAGCAAGGAUCGACCACGGUGACAUUGCAUGAAAAUCGUUUCGAAGUUCGAUUCAUCGAAGAGUCGAGCUACUUCCCGGGACUACCGUACAACGCCUGGAUACAGGUGACGAAUCUCGACGGUAGCCCGGUUCGGGAAGGCACGAGGGAGGUUGAGAUAGCGCUGCGAAACUACAACACGGAUCUGUUCAAGCAGACCGGAACGCUGGAUGAUGCGGGAAAGGUGAAGUUGAACGUGCAGCUAGACGAGCUGACCUUUGAUUAUGUGAGCGUGGAGGUAAAGUUUCGUGGCAAGGACUAUUACGUGCAGGGAAUCACGAAGCCGCGGGCUGACCAGGAAGCAUUUAUGAAGGCGAUGCCUUUGGAGAAACUAACAAUCCCCGGAACGGAGCUAAAGUUUGAUGUAGCCUGCACGAAACCGUUACAGCUGGUGGCCUAUUCGUUGCUGGCACGCGGGGAACUUUUGGCAGGAGGCGCCGUACAGGGAGCAGAUAACAAACAGACCAGUAUUACUAUUCCGUCCAGCUACUGCAUGGUGCCUCGUGCUAAGCUGCUAGUGCACUACAUCUCCCCUACGGGGUACAUCGUGUCAACUUAUACGGAAGUAAAGUUUGGACGAUUGUUUGAAAAUCAGAUUCAACUUACUCUUUCAAAAGACGAAGUGAAGCCGGGAGAGUCGUUGGAUAUUGAUGUACGAACAGAGGAAGGCUCAUUUGUAGGACUGCUGGCUGUUGAUCAGAGCGUACUGCUGCUCAAGUCUGGCAACGAUAUCGGUCGGGAACAGAUCGAACAAGAGUUGGAGAUGUACGAAUCGUCUCAAAGCCAUCACCGCUAUUGGAAUAACAAUUCUACAUCGGAUUGUCAGUCCGUUGGAGCGGUAUUGCUGUCGAACAGGUUUAUUCCAAAAGACAUAUUUCCCCGAGGUGUAAUGUUUGCCUGCAGAGCAGCUCCGAUGGGAGGUGUAUUUGGCGCAGCACCCCAAAUGAUGCUAAAACGUGCCAAUAUGCCUAUGAUGGAAGCUGACAUGAUGAUGGAAUCAGCUGCAGAACCGACCAUUCGUGCAAACUUUCCCGAAACGUGGAUUUGGGAAAGUAUUAUCAACAGCAAAGAAACGGAAAGCAUUAGAAAGAUCGUACCGGACACGAUCACGUCUUGGAUCAUUACUGGCUUUUCGCUCAGCAAAAGCCAAGGCUUUGGGUUGAUGGACAGUCCGUCGAAAGUGAACGUAUUUAUGCCAUUUUUCGUCACGAUCGAUCUACCGUACUCGGUAAAGCUGGGAGAAACCGUACGAAUACCGGUAAUCGUGUUUAACUACAUGGAUGAGGAUCAAACGGCGGAUGUAGUCUUCUUCAACGAUAAUGAUGAAUUUGAAUUUUUUUCGGAUGAUGCAGCCGACCAGCAAGAUAAACAUCGCCAGGAAAAGCUGCCGGUGUCUCGUGGAGGUGGCAAAACGCUUACCUUUAUGAUAAAACCCACCAAAGUGGGACACAUAACGCUCAAGCUCACAGCCAAGUGUGCGCUGGCAGGUGACGGUAUCGAGCGACAGCUGCUCGUCGAACCGGAAGGUUUGCCACAGUACAUCAACAAAGCUCUGUUGAUCGAUUUACGCUCGGUGAAGGAAGUUAGUCAGACGUUUGAGGUACAGGUACCGGCAGAUGCCGUCCCCGACUCAACGAAGGUGGAAGUGUCCGUGAUUGGGGAUGUGCUGGGUUCGUCGAUCGAAAAUCUCGACUCGCUCAUACGUAUGCCGUUCGGGUGCGGUGAGCAAAACAUGCUCAACUUUGUCCCCUGUAUCGUGGUGCUGGAUUAUCUGAAAGCCUGCCGGCGGUUGACGGUGGAGAUUGAAAGCAAGGCAAAGAAGUGCAUGGAGGUAGGCUAUCAGCGGGAGCUGACCUACAAGCAUCAGGACGGAUCGUUCAGCGCGUUCGGCGAGAGCGAUAAGAGCGGCAGCACCUGGUUGACUGCGUUCGUGGCGAAAUCGUUCCAGCAGGCCGCUGCUCACAUCACCAUCGAGGAGGAUGUGAUUGAUAAGGCGCUCCAGUGGCUCAGCAAGAUACAGUCAGCUGAUGGAGCUUUCCCGGAAGUUGGCUCGAUCUGCCACAAGGAUAUGCAGGGUGGUGCAGGCUCGGGGAUAGCUCUAACCGCGUACACCGUGGUGGCGUUCCUGGAGAAUGCAAAGCUUGGGGAAAAAUUCAAAUCGACCGUUGACAAAGCGCUAGCGUACAUCCAGCAGCACAUCGCCGAGCUUGAUGAUGUGUAUGCGCACGCGCUGGCUGCGUACGCUCUUCAGAUUGCGAAGCAUUCACUCAAGGAUGAAGUGUUGGCAGGUCUACAGUCGAAAGCAACGAAAGAGGGUGAUAUGCAAUGGUGGACAAAGUCACUGCCGGAAAAGACUGAGACCGACUGUUGGUGGCAUCGUCCGUGUUCGGUGAACGUGGAGAUGAGUGCGUACGGGCUGUUGGCAACGCUCGAAACUUGUACCGGGCUGGAAGGUUUACCCAUCAUGAAGUGGCUGGUUUCACAGCGUAACGAUAAGGGUGGUUUCGAGUCCACCCAGGACACGGUAGUCGGGUUGCAGGCUCUGUCCAAAAUGGCCGCCCAAUUAUCGUCCUCCGAGGCGGAUGUUUCGAUUAAGGUAACAGCGCCAAAUGGCCAGGAGCGGAAUAUUUCCGUCAACAAGCAUAAUACGCUGGUAUUGCAGAAGCAUGAGCUUGCCGUGGACACAAAGAAGGUGGACAUGGCCGCGACUGGCACUGGUUGCGCGCUGUUCCAGCUGUCGUACAAGUACAACAUCAAGGACGUGGACAAGGCUCCCCGUUUUAUGCUGAAAUCCGAAGCAAAGAAGGGAUCGAUCAAGAGCUGCAUUGAUUUGACCGUUACGACGAGCUUUAUCCCGCAGGAAGAUCAGGCCGUCUCCAACAUGGCCGUUAUGGAGGUGGAUAUGCCGAGUGGAUUCAUCGUGGAGGCGGACGUACUAAAGCAGCUGAAGGAACUUGAGCUCGUUAAGAAAGUGGAAACUAAGCGUGGCAACACGACGGUAGUGCUGUACUUCGACAACGUCAGUGAGGACGUCAUCAAGCUGCGAAUGUCCGCGUUCCAGAAGCACGAGGUGGAGAACGCCAAACCGGCCAAUGUGAUCAUAUACGACUACUACGACAAUACUCGCUGUGCUCGUUCGUUCUAUGAAGUCGCAGCUUGAGUCGCAGCUACUUGAUGCGAAACCCAUUAGCCUUGCGUUCCAGGAUUGAACGCGCAUUGAUGUUUUGAUGUGAAAAGAAGCUGCAACACAGAUUUAAAUACAAACGCACAAUAAAACCGCACCGAGCGCCUCAUAUAAGCG
Messenger RNA from Anopheles stephensi (Asian malaria mosquito), 4443 nucleotides. RefSeq names its product CD109 antigen-like. The transcript is spliced from 11 exons. The coding region runs from base 130 to 4302 and encodes 1390 amino acids. The record is from RefSeq and is a predicted model, not a curated record. Gene Ontology annotation, cellular component: extracellular region. NCBI's taxonomy places the organism in Eukaryota, Metazoa, Arthropoda, Insecta, Diptera, Culicidae. Gene Ontology annotation, molecular function: endopeptidase inhibitor activity.